AUGGUUAGGAUUCGGUCCAUCGUGAUUGCAUGCAUCUUGCACAUUAGUGCUGCAGCUGCGGAGGACGGAAGCUGCUCUGCCGACAAUGCGGCGGCAGGCUCCUGCAUAAUGGAUGAGGCUUCCAAAAUCGAGGAGGAUAUGGCGCGGCUGUGCCCGCUCUUGAGAGCCGGGUCGGCUUUCUACGCCUUUACUGGGCGUUUUCUGAGUCGAACAACAGGGACGAUGUCCAUGGCGUCUUUGUGGCCGCGAGGUGUACAUCCAGAGCUCUUCGCAGAUGAGUACACCGUGUCUGUCCUGACAAUCGUGGGCCGGAUCCUUCUGGGGCUCUACAAAACCCGUGACAAGUCCUACGUCAACAUUCCAACGGCGAUGCUCGACCAUGACGAAGUCCUGGAUGUCGAAAACAUUCACGCACCUCUGUAUGAUGUUGAUGGCAGUCCCAACUUCUAUUGGUUUGAGGCGAUCUUUCCACAGUUCAUCCUGAGGAGGUUGUACGUGCCGUUGAUGACUUGUUUCUACAGCGGCCUGCGGAAGAUGAACACCGAUGCCGAAGGAAAUAUGGAUGAUGCGCUGGACGAUCCGGCUUACAAUACAUGGGAAGCGGUCUUGAAGAACUCGAACAUGAGCAAAAGAGACUGGGUCCUGAGCUUCUACGACAUCGCACACACCUGGGAUGGCAACCCCUUGUGGCCAAAGCAGAUGACGGACUUCAGUGUCUACUUCAAGAAGGAUGAGUGGGAGGAUCAACUGGAGCGCGCCAUUGCCUUCCACCUCAUCGGCACACACAGGCUGGAAGCUGGCUCCUUCUCCGUGGAUGUGCCGGGCAUCGGCAGCAUGAAGCUUCCCUACAGGAUAGCGCUGAACGUCUUCAGCGACCUGUCAGUACGGGAUGGUUUUGGCAGAUAUGGCGUGGACUUGUACUUCAAUGAAGACGAGCUGCCCGUUCUUCUGGUGACCCCAGAUAAUCACACGGUCGCGCGAGGAGAUAAGCAGUGGCAGUACUGGAAGUUUGUGUGGAGAAGCACCUUAAUCACAGGCAUCACGCUGGUCGACCACCUUCACUUCACGCAUUUCAGGACUGCGAGCUUGCUUUCGCGGGCCAUUCGAAUCAAGCUGCCAUCUGAUCAUCCCCAGCGGCGUCUUAUGUCUAUUUUUACAUUUGGUUCCAUUUUUGUCAACAUCCAGGCAACUCACGUGCUACUGGGUACAAAUCAUUUGCUUCACCGGGCUACCCCUUUCUCGCACUUUCUCAAGCUGAGUCACAAAGUCCCGAAAAUGCUUGAUGAUGUCACCGAUGCGCCAUCGAUACAGGCAAUAGUGGAAGAUGCAGUGUGGAAUGAGAAGCUUUCUCCUAAGUUGCGGUCAUUACCUUACUACGCUGAUGGCCGACUUCUUUGGGAGACGAUCAAGAAGUUUAUAACAGACAUAUUUCAGAGAAGCAACGUAUGCACGGAGGAAGACGCUCUUCAACCGGCAAUGGCAAACUUCGGGAAAGAGCUUCUGGCUGAGACCAUCGAGGAGCCGCGUAGAUCUGGCCAUGCCCGAAGAGUGUCCUGCUUCAUGACAGUGGCAUGGAUGAAUGACUGCUGCGAUGCAGAAAGCACGCGUACGUAA
This is a messenger RNA of Symbiodinium sp. CCMP2456, 1614 nucleotides long. The record is from the annotation of a GenBank genome assembly. Lineage: Eukaryota; Dinophyceae; Suessiales; Symbiodiniaceae.